AUGGCAAGAGAUCUAGGGCACCAUGCAAUUGGAAUUGAUCUGGGAACAACCUACUCGUGUGUGGCGGUGUGGCAGCAGGACCAUGUGGAAGUGAUAAUGAACGACCAAGGAAACAGAACCACUCCAUCAUAUGUUGCUUUCACUGAGACUGAGCGGUUAAUAGGUGAUGCAGCUUUCAACCAAGUCAUCAGAAACCCAGCUAACUCCAUCUUUGAUGCAAAACGAUUGAUUGGCCGGAGAUUCAGUGACACCUCUGUUCAAAAGGAUAUGAAGAUCUGGCCGUUCAAGGUUAUUGAAGGUCCUGAUGAUAAACCCCUCAUUGUGGUUACCCACAAGGGCGUGGAGAAACAAUUUUCUGCUGCUGAAAUUUCAUCCAUGGUUCUAGUAAAGCUGCGGGAGAUUGCUGAGGCCUACCUUGGAUCAAAGGUGAAAAACGCAGUCAUCACAGUGCCUGCUUACUUUAAUGAUGCACAACGUCAUGCUACAAAAGUUGCCGGUGUCAAUGCAGGGCUAAAGGUAAUGCAAAUUCUUAAUGAACCAACAGCAGCAGCCAUUGCCUAUGGGAUUGACAAGAAGGCUGGUUGGUAUAGAAAGAGAAAUGUGCUGAUAUUUGAUUUGGGGGGUGGUACUUUGGAUGUAUCAUUGCUUUCGAUAGGGGAUGGUGUCUUUGAAGUCAAGGCCACUGCUGGAAACACUCGACUUGGAGGUGAAGACCUCGACAAUAGGAUGGUUCAACAUUGUGUUAACAAAUUCAGAAAGAAGCAUUGUGUGGAUGUUAGUGAUGACCCUAGAGCACUAAGAAGAUUAAGAACUGCAUGUGAGAAGGCAAAGAGGUCACUUUCACUUACCUCUACAACUGACAUUGAAAUUGAUUGUUUGUAUCAGGAUAUUGAUUUCAGUAUAAACAUGAGCCGGGCCAAAUUUGAAGAACUCAACUCGGAUACUUUCAAACAAUGUUUGGAGCCUGUUGAGAAGUGUUUGAGGGAUGCUAAGAUGGACAGUAGCAGCAUCCAUGAUGUUGUUCUGGUUGGUGGAUCUUCGAGAAUUCCCAUUGUUCAACAGCUCUUAAAGAAUCUGUUCCAGGGGAAGGAGCUUUGCAAGAGCAUUAAUCCAGAUGAGGCUGUCGCAUGUGGUGCUGCCACUUUAGCUGCUAUCUUGAGUGGUGAUGGGAAUCUAAUCGGAAAGCUUCGAGACUUCACACUCUUGGAUGUCACCCCUCUAUCACUUGGGGUGGAGACUAGAAAUCAUGUCAUGUCUGUCGUGAUUCCAAGAAACACCGAAGUACCAGUAAUGAUGAAGGAGAAUUUUUGUACUGCGUCUGACAACCAAGCUGUUGCUCAUUUCCGAAUUUAUGAGGGUGAGAGUAAAAGGGCCCUAGAGAAUAACUUUUUGGGUGCAUUUAAGAUUGAGGACAUUCCUCCUGCUCCUGCCGGUGAAGCUAAAUUUGAUGUUUGCUUUGAAAUUGAUGCAAAUGGUAUUUUGAGUGUCUCUACCGUGGACCCAUCCACUGGACAAAACAAAGGGAUCAAAUUCAACAGUGAGAACAGAAAUUAUGAAGGAAUUGAGACUGUGAUGUAA
This is a messenger RNA of Fragaria vesca subsp. vesca, 1578 nucleotides long. RefSeq names its product heat shock cognate 70 kDa protein-like. The transcript is spliced from 2 exons. The record is from RefSeq and is a predicted model, not a curated record. Bases 1 to 1578 code for a protein of 525 amino acids. Gene Ontology annotation, biological process: protein refolding; cellular response to unfolded protein. Gene Ontology annotation, cellular component: cytoplasm. NCBI's taxonomy places the organism in Eukaryota, Viridiplantae, Streptophyta, Magnoliopsida, Rosales, Rosaceae. Gene Ontology annotation, molecular function: ATP hydrolysis activity; misfolded protein binding; heat shock protein binding.